CUGAAGAUACCAUCUAGGGACCAAGGUGAAAAACUGGCAAGGGAAAGAGUGCUGUUUGGCUGGAUAGAGACAAAUUAUACUUAAUUAGUAAGAGGACCCGGGGGGAGGCAGUCACCUGGUGCCGUCGAACCUGUAAAAACAAGAUCAGGAGAAAUCCCUGUGCACUAGCAGACAUCGACCUUCCUUCCCCUCCUCUUCCACUCUCUAAAUCCCCCCUGACGGGGCGGAGGGUUGUUUCUCGCAGACCUCACUGACUGUAGCGUUCAGAUGCGAUCACGGCCACAGCCAGCCGGGAUUGUAUUUACCAGAAAUACCACAUAUACAUAAUCUCGCUUCUUGGGCGUCAGAUACCAGAAACGCAAUUACUAGGUGAAGUAAUUGUUGGGAUUAGACGGAAGAUCGGUCAUCUAAACCCCAGCGCCUCCAGACCGAAAACAUUCCUUGCGUUUGCCGCAUGAAGGUGGCCAAGGAACUGGGUUUCUGGGGUUGCAGCAAUUUCUCCGGUCCCUUGAUCGUUUCGGGAGCCGGCGUGUUUUGACGCUGACAAGAUGAGCUGUUUUCUGAUUAGCCCCACGGGUCUCCUGCUUGAGGGGAAAAGCCUGCUACCUGAUUGCUGGGAAGUGCCGAGCGAUUUGUUAUCAAAUGUCCUGUUUCUGCCGGUGGCAUCGUGAUCGGUGGGAAUGAGGAAAUCUGCCGGGGGAAGGAGGACUGGGCUGAGUUUCGCUCGCGGGCUGCAAGUUUAGAUUUUACAACUUUUGCCGACACUUCAUCUUUCUAUAUGGACCCAUCGGCGUCUUUGGAUAUAGAAGCCUUGAAGAUGACGCAGGAGCAGUACAUCCUGGCGGCUCAGCCCGGCCCUCCGCAGAAGCCUGGGGCGCCCCCCUCCUCCACCGCGGGGAUCUACGGCUGGAGGAAGAGGUGCCUGUACUUCCUGAUCCUGCUUCUGCUGAUCACCAUGAUUGUGAACCUGGCACUCACCAUAUGGAUCCUCAAGGUCAUGAACUUCACCGUGGACGGCAUGGGCAACCUUCGUGUCACUAAGCAGGGCAUCCGCCUUGAGGGAGUCUCCGAGUUUCUGCUGCCCCUGUAUGUCAAAGAGAUACAGUCCCGCAAGGACAGCCCACUGGUCUUGCAGUCAGACCGCAACGUGACUGCCAGUGCCAGGAACGAGCUUGGCCAGAUCACGGGCCGCGUGACAGUCGGCUCGGAGAUGGUGGAAGCUCAGUGCCAGCGGUUUGAGGUACGAAGCAGCGACGGGAAACACGUGCUGUUCUCAGCUGACGAGGAGGAGGUCACCGUCGGGGCGGAGAAGCUGCGGGUCACAGGCACGGAGGGGGCAGUCUUCGAGCACUCGGUGGAGACGCCACACGUCCGAGCCGAGCCCUUCCAAGACCUGAAGCUGGAGUCGCCGACUCGAACCCUGACCAUGGAGGCUCCAAAGGGGGUGGAGGUGAGCGCCACCGUGGGCGACCUGAAGGUGGCAUGCCGGAAGGAGCUGCUCCUGCAGUCCACUGAGGGAGAGAUAUUUUUAAAUGCAAAGACCAUCCGGCUGGGGAGUAUUCCACAUGGCACACCGCCCAGCUCGCUGGGGACCCCCUACCCCCGACAGACUGUGUACGAGCUCUGCUCCUGCCCCAACGGUCGACUGUACCUGGCCCCCGCGGAGGCCGGCUCCACCUGCCAGGCUGUCAGCAGCGUCUGCCUGUGGAGCUGAGGACCACCCCCUCUUCCCAGUACCAGAGAAGCCUUCCUCACCCACCUCCUCCUCUUCCUCACUCGUGGACAGAAAUCAGGAAUCGUGUAUGGAACUCCUAGUCGGCAAGGGAUGUGAAAAUGCAAUUUUUCAUGUCCCCCAAUUAAUGAGGGGGGGCAG
Molecule: messenger RNA, 1873 nt
Organism: Brienomyrus brachyistius
Lineage: Eukaryota; Metazoa; Chordata; Actinopteri; Osteoglossiformes; Mormyridae
Product: zeta-sarcoglycan
Exons: 8
Coding region: 779-1714 (311 amino acids)
Biological process (GO): heart contraction; cardiac muscle tissue development
Cellular component (GO): sarcoglycan complex; sarcolemma
Source: RefSeq, a predicted model, not a curated record